Molecule: messenger RNA, 2052 nt
Organism: Mesorhabditis belari
Lineage: Eukaryota; Metazoa; Nematoda; Chromadorea; Rhabditida; Rhabditidae
Source: the annotation of a GenBank genome assembly
AUGAAACCUUACAAGUUCAUUCUUCUUUUCUUACUGCAAACUGUUAAAUGUCGGAUGCUUGAGUGUGCUGAUUCGAUCUACAGUUCAUCGGCGAAACAUAAGAAUUCGAAAGAAUGGACUGUUGUGAUGGGUUCAAUGUGCUACACGGCCUAUGCUGGUGUCGGCGAUCGGACAUAUCUUGGAGGGGUGAUUGGGAUGAAAUGGUGGACACCGAGGUGUUUCUGGGAUCAAAUCGAACAACAGGUCACUGUGAUGUGUCUAUGCGAUGACUCUCCAACACGUAACCUCAACUCGCCCAAUUGGACAGCCAGUGAAACAUGGGUGAAAUUCGGGAAUGUGACGUUGCCGUUGAAGACGAGAUACGUUCGAACUCGGUGCAAUUUGUAUACGUUUAAACAAGGUUACAACGAUCAAUGGCCGACAGUUGUGGGGAAUAAAAUGAAGAAGACGAAUGGGACGAUUUGUGUGAUCAAUGGGACAGUGAUGAGAUCUGGAAACAUUUCCACUUGGACAGAAGCUACUUGGACUGGAAGAACGGGGGAUAAUUGGUCGAAUCUCUAUCAACUCGAUGACAUUAUUUUCAAUGGAGGAAUACCCGCAUACAAUGGUGGAAUCUACGGCUAUCAGUUCAAAAAAGAAAAAAUUGAUCUCCACAUGACAUGUGAUUGGCUCGAUUUCCUCAACGAGACGUCUGUUUUUUGUUUUCUUAAGAGCUCAAACAGUACAAUCGGAAUUUGUGAAGCCCAGGCGUGUCUACUUGUUUUUGAUGUGAAUCACAACACUUUCAAAAGCGGCUGUCUCUGGCAAGACUGGCAGUAUGCAGAGGGACGAAUUGAGAGAGGUGGCUACGUAUUUUCCCCAAAUUAUAUUGUUUAUGUUUGUGCCGAGGACUACUGUAAUGCGAAUUGGGACACUAUUUCCGAGUCAAUUGAUCGCUGCUCCCCAAACUACCCACCUUUCCAUCCAUACGGACCAAGCUUGGUCCAUCCGAAAAGCAUCUCGAAAAGUGGAUUCAAACAAAACCUAACUGAAACCUAUUCGAUGACCUGUGACUUGGGUGGAUUUUCAUCGACAACCCAGGAUUCAUCCAAUCAAUCGAGUGACUUCAUUCCGGCACCGAAUGCAAUUUGUCACUCAUGGAACGAAUGUCUUACGGAUGGAACCGGGCUUUUCCUAGAGAAAUAUCACAAAGUGAUCGCUGAAUGGGAUUUGUGGACGGCUUUAUUGUUGAACAUUCCAAGUUCUAUCGGACUUCUGUCAUCAGCAGCCUCAUUUCCUUUUCUCUUCAAGAAUCGAUCGCAGUUCUCGAUUAAAAACUAUCUAUGUUGCAUCGUUUUUCUCAGAAUGUUCAUCUUUCUGCAUCCAGUUUACACAAGUGUUUGCGAUUUCACUUGGUGGUGCACAAAAGAGGGCACACCCUUCAUCACAAAUCAAGUCACAACAAAUCUCCAUCUCGGUAUCACUGCUUCGCUGCUUUUACUCCAUCUCGGUCUACUAAUCGAUUGUGGUCUCCAUUUUCAAUUUGGUGCUUUUUAUGGAAACGAGGCUAAAAAAUUCUCGAGAUUCUUCCUGCCGAUCGUUGUCCUUUUCCCAUCAAUCCCAUUUCUGUUAUCUGUUGAGUACACAAUGAAUCCGGAUGGUCUUCCCCAAGCUGGCUAUCGAUAUGAUCCAUUUUGGAGAAUAGAAAGUAUUUCUUCGCAGAAAUCCGGCGACUUCUGGAAUGGUCUCAUGAUCGAGACAAGGGCAAUCUAUGCCAGGCUCUCACCUUUCAUUUUUCUCGCAAAUUUGGUUCUUUUCUACAACUCUCGUCAACACGAGAGUUCUGCUGAAAAAGGCGGCGAAUCAGCCAGUACCCUGCACUUUGUGAUGCUAAUCACCUCGAUGUUGGACACAUUUCAACGUGGCUGUGCGCUGAUCUUGAACAUUUUAAUGUCCAACUUGCACACACUUGACUUCAUCGUCAACACUUUGUUGCCCAUUUACUCUAAUGCAAUAGUGGCGAUGCUGCUUUUGGUGUGCCUAAUUCGAUCAAACAUCUGCCAAUCAAGAGAU